GUUUAGUACUCCCCUGGGGGGGUCUGGGGGGGGACCCCCCGGGACAGGGCCCCAGCCACGCGCGGAGCGCAGGCGGAAGUCCGCAGAAGACGGCCGCAUUUCUGCAGACGCGCUUCUGGGAGGCACGCACGGGCGGCUCCAAGAGGGUCCGCAAGAUGACCCAAGAGGGCCACGAGUCGCCGAGAGCUCGGUCCAAGACGCCCAAGAUGGGCCCAAGACGGCCCAAGAGGCCUCCGUAGCCAUUUUGGCUCAAGCCAUUUUGGCUCAAGCGGCUUUGGCCCAAGUCAGUUUGGCUUGAGGUGUCGAGACACACUCGGCCAGGCUCGCUCUUCUCAGCUGGCGUCCUGCUUGUCGCGCGAAUGGCUCUGCACCGUGGACGGCGUGCUGGCGGAAUGUUUCAGAUUGUCCUGUCAGCUGCUGUGUGCAGCCACGGAGCCCUGUUCCUGUGCAGCUUCGCUUCUGCGGGCAGGUCGGCGAGGCGUCUGCAGGAGAGCACGCGUGAUCCAGUUCGCGGUCAGGGUGCCUGGCCGCGAUGCGUUCUGAGGAAGCGGAGAUAUGCUCGAGAUGUGCGCUGCCUCUACAUGUCCCCCUCGAGUCUCAUGAGGAACAUCCAAGCCGCACAGACGUGUGACGAGCUCUUCAGCCUGUCCGGGCACGAGGACACCAAUAUGUUGCACCGGGCAUCGAUCCUGCUUCAGCUGUCAAGGUUGAACUUCAAGACCUCGAGUCGGGUGGGGCAGAUGAGUGUAUGGAAAAACUUGCUCUUCAUGGUGAUGGGGGACAUUCCGGGCUGGAAGUCGAGCAGCAGUUUCAAGAACCGCCAGAUCAGUCGUAAUGCUUGGACCGAGAGGGGGCACUACCUGGGCAAUGUGGUAUAUAGUCUGGGACGCCUAGACGGCGUCGUCUCCGCGGGCCUUUCCGAAGGCGAGCAUGCCCUUCUUCGUGAGCAUACAACCCUGGCGGUGCUGGAAGCCCUGCCAGAUCUGAUAAAGAAUAAUCAGACCGAUCCGUUGGGCGAAAUUGUAUUCGGCCUGAGCAUGACUGAAAGGAAUCUCCAGACGGACGAGAUAUUCCGGACCCUUGCGCCGCAUAUCCCAGAUCUCAUCCGCGCAGGCCGAAGCAGGGACCUCAGCCUCGUCAGUAUUGUUGGCGCGUACUCUUUGUAUGCGUUGCCUGAUCCUGUGAUUGUGGACAUGUUUGUUGAAUUGAAGGGUAUGGUCAGCGAGCUUUCAACUAGUGACCCUUACUUUGUCAGCAUUUGUUCCAGGAUUUGUAAGGCUUAUGUGAGAUACGAGGCUCUUUGUGCCAGGGCCGUUGACAAUGUGAACACGUACUCCGUCUUUCUUGUGAAACGUGACCCAAACGAUGGGCUCGGCAUUGCGAUGCGGCCAAGGAAUAGCCAACGUGCAAUCGAGGUCGUGAAGAUCGCCAGAGGUCUAGUGAGUAGAUGGAACAGGCUCUACCCAGCUUGGAUGGUGCAAGAGGAGGAUGAAAUCAUCAAAGCCAAUGCUGUCGCUGGUGAUGUCAAGUCGGUUGUCGAAGAGAUUCGAAGCAGCAGCGAAGUCAUGCUGACAAUACGGCGCAAGCGGGUAACAUUGCGGAAGUUGGCAGAUCCAGAGGCGAUGAAGGAUAAGGCUAUGAUCAAAUCUCUCGCGAUGAAGUUUGUUGAAUCAUGCACACGCUACACGGACGAACCUCCAAUGCUAUCUAUCAUUGGUCUACUCACCGGCACGGUUCUCUUUGAUGCAGACGUCGAACCAUUUUAUACCUACGUGGCUCCACACCUGAAAGCCAUGAUUCCAAGGGCAAAUUUUUACAACGCAGCUCAUAUCCUUUGGCUUUUGAGUCUGAAAAAUGUGUUCCACGACAAGUCCAUUGUCAAGGGUCUUGCCAAUCGAGUUGUAGUGCCUCUCCGAAGUAUCGCCAUCGCCGACAAACAUAAGAGCUAUAUCCCUUGCAUAGUCAACGCGCUGAAGAUGUUACGUUUUGAGUCCUCAUCAGAGGUCAUGCAGGAAUUAAAGUCGGCAGCGCAGCAAGUUGGUAUCACCGACCAGGAACUGGAUAGUCCUCAAAACCCCGUGCGUUUAUUUUUAAGAGGCGAAGAUUAGGCGCCGACUCGAUGCCCUCGACAUUCAGGCAGAUUACGUGCUCGGCUUGCUGGUGUGAGGUGUGUGGCUUGUCGAUUGUGCGCGUAUGGAGGAGUGAAGGUGAACGUGUAGUCUAUAGUACGGAACACUGAGGAAGCUCCAGCACUGCACCCGAA
Messenger RNA from Prorocentrum cordatum, 2263 nucleotides. The record is from the annotation of a GenBank genome assembly. Lineage: Eukaryota; Dinophyceae; Prorocentrales; Prorocentraceae.